UUUACUUUUCAGUCAUUCCUUCGCGAGGUCUCAAAGAGCGUGGUCGUGUUUAAGUAAUAGUACAAAUAUAUUCGCGAGUGAAAAUGGGGUGUUUGUUAAAUACAGUGAUCGUAUUUCUACUUGUUGGUUUGACGAAGUCUUCAACGCACACCUACAGAGCUGGGAUCGCGAGCAGCACCCAAUGCAGCUUCGAUGCGUGCGCGCAGCUCGUCCAGAAUGCGGCUAAAGCUAAUGUGGAUAUAUUGGUGCUGCCUGUCCCGGAAGAUAUUUCCAGAUCAGUUCAAACAGAUAAUUUUGAUGAGGCAGUGAAAGUAAUCUCAGGCUUAGCGAAGGACAACAAAAUCUACAUCGUGUCACAUUUGCUGGAGAAGGUGCGAUGCCAAGAGAAAACUGAAAUUAUCAGGAGUAACCUGGUAUUCGAUCGUCAAGGGAGCGUCGUUUCUAUCCAUAGGAAGCCCCUGGACCCCACUGCCACUUGCAAUGUCACGGCCACCGAAACCACCUUCGUAACUGACUUCGGUGUCACCUUCGGUUUGCUGAUGCCAGAGGAUUUGGUGCUGAGAAAUCUGCAGGGGAAGAACUUUGUAGUGGCUGGGGAGUGGGGAUCAGAGAUUCCAGCUCUUGCAGCUCCUCAAUUCUUCAAAUCCUGGGCCUUCACCACCAAUGCCAACCUGGUGUCGUCGUUUGGGGUCUUCUCUGGGAAGGCUGGACAAACUGGCCAUGGAACUGACUUCGUUGUCGCUGAACUGACGAAGGACGGAGAAGACGCCAUCAACACUCCUAUCGCCACCACAACUCCACACGUUCAGGACCUGAGCCAGUACAUCAUUAAGCCCCUGGACCUAAACCAGGAUGUGCGGGAGACAGUGUGCCACGGACAGUUCUGCUGCCAGUUCCAUGUCAAGACCAGUGCCUCUGGACCGCAAGGCUUGAAUUUCGGCCUCGCCGCGUUUGAAGGCCUCCGCCAUUACGGAGGUGGUCAAAACAUCGGCACACAGGAGUGCGCUAUUCUGCCCUGCAUUGGAAGCUUCAAGUCUUGCGAUAUUGGAUCCAUGAACAGCACCAACAUCAUAUUCGACGAAAUCUCCAUCACCGCUAAUUUCAAACCUACAGAAUCUGCUCAAUUCCCGAUCAUCCUGUCAACUGACACACUGUCAAACAGCCAAUUCCAAUUUGACAGCAAACAUGAGAACUAUACUAACCAAGUAACUGUCAAACUGUACGAUGCACAAAACCUUUUGAAUUUCGGCAUUUUUGGAAGAGAUUUCUCGAAGGAUUAUGUAGAGAAAACUGUGAUCUAUGAUAAUAAUGAUGGUUUGACGUAUAAGAUCUACGAGUACAUUAACAGUGAUGAGGUUCUAGAGUUCUGUGAUUAUGUCUGGAUCCGAUUGAGGGUACUUAUUUUCGUUGUUUCUAUCUAUGUUUUGGAAAUGAUGUAAAUGUAAGUUUGUAAUUAAGUAGGUAUAUUAUUUUUACAGAAUGUCAUCGCGCCAUAUUUUUUGCGUAUUUAAAAUAUUUAUUAAAUAAGUAGGUACUUUGUAAUAUGUUAAUGUUUCAACGAAACGCAGCUAUCAAACUUAAGAAUUUGGUAAAAAAAAUCCAGUUGGCAUGCUAUUACGACUGUUAUUAAGUACCUAGAUAAACUUAUAGGUACUUAAAUUUAUUUUUUACUUAUAAACUUUUACCAAAAAAUCAAAUGUCAUGUCUAAAAUUCCUAUUUUUGCAUUUAAUUUUUAAAUUAUCCCCGUCCCAGUGUUAUUUGUUGCGAUGUAUUUUCUUGAGAUUUUGUUUAUAAGUCUACUCUUUUAUUUCAGAAAAUAUUUAGGUACCUACCUCGGUAUGCCUGCCAUACAAACCAUAAAAAAUAUAUGAAAUAUAUUUUAAGGUACUUCGACAUAUUUACGAAAGCCUAGUAACAAAUUACUGAAAUUAAAUUAAGCAUGUUAAAAAAUAUAUUCGCGAAAAACCAAGGUUAGGUUAAAGAGCAAUAUUUGCACAUGGUAUAAUAUGGCACAGGUAACUAUUGUAUUGUUUUGGUGACGAGUGUGACGGUAUUUUCUAAGUCACGUUUUCAUUCACAUGUAAGAUUUAAGGAAUUUCUAGUUUUCGUAUGCAAAUUUAAAAUAAACUAUGUAUGUACAAAGACCUCAUUAAUGCAGUGUUUUCCACUUGGAAACCCCUAAACUGUAUGUCAGCGUAUGUAAAUGUAAAUUAAAAUAACAGGUAUGAUAUUUUAAGAAUUCUGAUUUUAAGAUUUUUAAGUACUACCUACUUGUACUUAGUUAUCAGUUCAUCAAUCAGUGUGUUAUCAGUGUGAAUUAAGUUUUCAUUUUGUAACAUUUAAGAAUAGGUACCUCCUAUGUCCAUAAACAUACAUGCUACAAAUGUUAUGUUAAUUCUAUGUAUUGAAUAGGGAAAACUACCUACUAACAGCACAGCUCGAUAAUCGGCAUGGCACGUAUUAAAACGUGCAGAAAGUGGAUACCAAAGUUUGGUGUCAAUUAAUGGGUAUUUUACCCUAUUUUUUUUGUAUCUGAAAAUAUUAAGUUAAGUCAGCUGUCUAAAUGGCAACGCGUGUUUUUAUGGUAAACGACUGAAUACUGUGAUAUUAGAUUAUGAGAUCCUACGCAUGGGUGGAAAAUAAAGAUCGUUUAACAUUUAUA
Messenger RNA from Cydia splendana, 2663 nucleotides. RefSeq names its product vanin-like protein 1. The transcript is spliced from 9 exons. Lineage: Eukaryota; Metazoa; Arthropoda; Insecta; Lepidoptera; Tortricidae. The record is from RefSeq and is a predicted model, not a curated record. Bases 84 to 1439 code for a protein of 451 amino acids.